UGGCCGUUCGCGGCAUUCGUCUGUUGAAGAUGAGGCAGCAUCCCGGCGUGAGCGACGGCUAUAUCAAGUUCCCUUGGACCCGGCCUACAUCUCUCCUAUCUUCUCAUCAUCACAACAACUACAACAACAACCACUAUUCAACAUCCAGCAACCCUUCUCCUCCCACUCCCAAGCUCCCGCUUUAACAGUCGCUUUCGUUCUCUGCUACCAGCCUCUUCCGAGUUCUCUCUGACUCUACUCCUAUAAAACUAAAAGAAGAAACCCUCUCCCCAACUACAUCGCCCUCGCUUUCAUUACCAACAACCUUUAUAAUGGUCUCCCCUGCCUUCAUCCGUCUCGCUGCCGGCGCCGCCAUCUUGGUGGGCGUCAACGGCCAGACGAACACGACAACUUCGCUGACUACCACCACCGAGGUCACGACUACUUCGAUCUCUUCCAGCACCACCAGCAGCCUUGUCUCUUCGUCCAGCACCUCUGUUGAGACCAGCUCCAGCAGCUCAAGCGUCAGUGAUGUAACUUCGACGAGCACCUCGUCCACCACCGCCGGUGAUACUUCCACAAGCACCGCCACAACCUCGGACACAACCUCGACCUCGCUCACGUCCUCUUCCUCUUCCCUCUCCUCCACCUUGGAGUCCAGCAUCACCAGCACUGACAUUACCACGUCUCUCACCACUGAGACGGCCAUCACGACCCUCUUCAACACGACCACGUCCGACCCGGUCACCCUGCCCACCUCGUCCACCUCCACCCUCGUCCUCCCCAACAAUAGCACCAUCAUCAUUAGCGUCACCACCACGACCCUUCCCACGACGAUCCCUGCCACGACGACCCCUGCCACAACACCACCCUUCACGAACAGCACAACCGCCAUCGUCUCUCCCCCUGCCACGACGCCUCCCUUCACAAACAGCACGACCGUCACCGUCUCUCCCCCUGUUGCGACGCUACCCGUCACGAACAGCACGACCGUCAUCGUCUCUCCCCCUGUCGUGACGCUCCCUCCCCCCGUGACGCUCCCGGCCCCGAUCACGACGACGACGUGCAACUUCAACGGGGUCUGCCGCACCAUCACUCUGCCGCCUGUCAUCACCGUCCUCCCGCCCGUGACGACCCUGACGCGCUGCAACUUCAACGGCACCUGCUCGACUAUCACCCGCACGAGGGACACCACCACGCUGGCCCCUAUCCUCACGGGCGGCUCGACCAGCGUCCGCAACGUCACAAACACGGCAACCUCCUCCAUCGUCCGGGUCUCGAGCGCUUCCACGCUUGUCACUCAGACCACUGGCCCGGGCAUCAACACCAGCAUCCGUCCCGUCACCUCCUCGAAUUCGCCCGUGACAACAUCCGGCCCGUCCACUACGCGCCCCGCCACCACGUCCCCUUCUGUUGUGGUCACCGCCGGCGAGCCCGCGCUGAAGGCCACAGGCGCCGUGCCCCUGAUGAGCCUCGUCGCGGUGGUUGCUGCCGGCAUGCUUGUCUUUAUGUAAUCGGUGUAUUGCUCCGCUGGACAUAUAAGUUGUGGGGCUAGCAUGAUGUCAAGAUGAAAGAUUCUCCUAUGUUUCAGUUAUUUUUUUCUCAAAUCUUUUGGUUUUUUUAUAUUUUUUGCGUGUUUGUUUGCAUAAGAUCUUAGCUUCAGGCUAGUGUGGCCUACCUAGCAUUAAGGUUUGCUUAUAAGAUUCUGGAACAAGUUGGUGAU
Molecule: messenger RNA, 1702 nt
Organism: Colletotrichum destructivum
Lineage: Eukaryota; Fungi; Ascomycota; Sordariomycetes; Glomerellales; Glomerellaceae
Exons: 1
Coding region: 312-1493 (393 amino acids)
Source: RefSeq, a predicted model, not a curated record